Vidua chalybeata is the source of this 4767-nucleotide messenger RNA. RefSeq names its product multiple epidermal growth factor-like domains protein 6. Bases 1 to 4767 code for a protein of 1588 amino acids. The record is from RefSeq and is a predicted model, not a curated record. NCBI's taxonomy places the organism in Eukaryota, Metazoa, Chordata, Aves, Passeriformes, Viduidae. The transcript has 38 exons. Gene Ontology annotation, molecular function: calcium ion binding; protein binding.
AUGCGAGCCGGGCCGGCGCUGCUGGCCGUGCUGCUGGGCUGCGCUCUGGCCGCGGAGCCGCGGCUGCAGCGGGGCAUGCCCAAUGUGUGCCCAGUGCUGGAGCUGGCUCUGGUGGGACACCAGGAGCCCUGUGUUCAGUCCUUCAGUCGGAUGGUCAGGAUGUGGAAGCAAGGCUGCACAAAGAGGAGGUGGUGUGUGAGCUAUGAGAGAAGGUCUGGCUACUACACGGUUUACAAGCAGGUGUACAGGAUGGAGCAGCAGACCGUCUAUAAGUGCUGCCCCGGCUGGGCCCAGCAGGACAAUGAACCCGGCUGCCUGCACUUGCUCUGCACUGCUGGCACUUGCUUCAAUGGAGGGAAAUGCUCUGAAGAGGGACCCCAGGUGUGCCAGUGUCCUGCAGGAUUCCAGGGGCCUCGCUGCCAGUAUGAUGUCAACGAGUGCACCACGGGGAACGGCGGCUGCCACGAGCGCUGCUGCAACACCAUCGGCAGCUACCACUGCAAGUGUCCAGCUGGCCAGAAGCUGGGGGAAGAUGGAAAAUCCUGUGCAGACGUGGAUGAGUGUGAGGUGCUGAACGGAGGCUGCCAGCAGGGCUGUGUCAACACCCAGGGCUCCUUCCAGUGCCAGUGCCAGCCGGGAUUUCGGCUCCACGCCGACGGGCGCACCUGCCUCGCUGUCAAUUCCUGCAGCAUGAACAACGGGGGCUGUGAGCAGGACUGUGUUCAGCUCAGUGAGGACCACUACAAGUGCCAGUGCCAGCCAGGCUACCAGCUGAAGACAGAUGCCAAAUCCUGUGAAGUGAUAGACCCCUGCACAAGUGGGAACGGAGGAUGCUCACAAAUCUGUCAGAAUGAGAGAGGAAUUGCAAAAUGCGAGUGUCAUCCAGGGCAUUCUCUCGCCGCAGACAAAAAGUCCUGUUUAGAUGUGGAUGAGUGUGCAGAGGGCAGGGCCAGGUGUGCCCAUCGCUGUGUGAACACCCCGGGCUCCUUCAGCUGUGCCUGCAGCCCCGGCUUCGAGCUGGGCGCGGACGGGCGGCGCUGCUACCGCAUCGAGAUGGAAAUCGUCGACAGCUGCCGGGACGGGAACGGCGGCUGCGAGCACGGCUGCGAGCACACGGCAGCGGGGCCGCGCUGCUCCUGCCGCCGCGGCCACCGCCUCGCCGGGGACGGCAAAACCUGCCCAGAUGUGGACGAGUGUGAGACUGGAGAGUCCUGCUGCUCCCAGUUCUGCAUCAACUACGCGGGGGGCUACGAGUGCGCCUGCAAGGCGGGGUUCCAGCUCAGCGCCGACGGCUGCUCCUGCGACGAUGUGGAUGAAUGUCAUCUGGAUAAUGGCAACUGUGACCAUUUCUGUGUGAAUUCCCUGGGGUCGUACGAGUGUGCCUGCAAGGAGGGUUACAGGCUUGGGGAUAGCAGAUGGGCCUGCGUGGGUGUGGAGGAGGCGGAUGCAGAGGAGGCAGCAGGGCUGGCUGGUGCCCCGGGGCUGCAGUUCCGAGGGCCCCCCCAGCUGCUCCGCUUCGCCCUCGGGGCCCUGGCCGAGGAUGGAGACCCCCGAGGAGAGCUCACCCUGGUGCACAGGGUCGUGUGCCUGGGUGACACGUUUGGCCAGGACUGCAGCCUGAGGUGUGAGGAUUGUCUGCACGGGGGCCGCUGCAACAGCGAGCGCAGCGGCUGCGUCUGCCCGCCCGGCUGGGCUGGUGUCAUCUGCAACGAGACCUGUCCCCCCGGGACGUUCGGCAGAGGAUGUGCCGGUGUCUGCAGGUGCCAGAACGGAGGCUGGUGUGACCCCGGCACGGGGCAGUGCCACUGCCCGCCCGGUGUGCUGGGCCAGCUCUGCGAGGACGGCUGCCCAAAAGGUUUCUUUGGGAAGAACUGUAACAAACCAUGCAACUGUGCCAACAAGGGCCACUGCCACAGACUGUAUGGAGCCUGCCUGUGUGACCCCGGGCUCUACGGCCGCUUCUGCCACCUCACCUGUCCCAGGUGGGCUUUCGGCGCGGGCUGCUCGGAGGAGUGUCAGUGUGUGAAGGAGCACACCCUGGAGUGCAGCCCCAGGAACGGCUCCUGCAUCUGCCAGCCUGGAUAUCACGGCAAAAAGUGUCACAAAGAGUGCACCCCAGGGUUUUAUGGGGCUGGCUGCAAACUGAGAUGCAGCUGCCCUCCUGAUGCUCUGUGUGAUCCUGAGACAGGAGCCUGCAAACAUCCAUGUCCAGCUGGGUUUCAUGGAGAAAAAUGCCAUUUGUCUUGUCAGCCUGGCAGCUUCGGGAUGGGCUGCAGGCAGAGGUGCAGCUGUGGAGGAGCCCCGUGUGAUCCGAGGACAGGGCAGUGUGUUUGCCCAGCUGGGAAGACUGGUGCUACGUGUGAGCAAGAUUGCCCAGAUGGCCAGUGGGGACCAGACUGCCAGAACUCCUGCGAGCCCUGUGCCAACGGGGGACAGUGCAACAGGGAGACUGGAGCCUGUGACUGUCCCCCUGGCUACACUGGGCCAUCCUGCUCUGCCACCUGCCCCGAUGGGCACUAUGGACAGAGCUGCCUGUGGCUGUGCAGCUGUGGCAGCAGUGCUCAGUGUCACCACGUCACUGGAGAGUGCUCCUGUCCCCCGGGCUGGACUGGCCACGACUGCAAACACCCCUGCAGCAGCGGCCGCUGGGGCCGGGACUGCGCCAACUCCUGCGCCUGCGACGGCGGCGACGGCGGCUGCGACCCCGCCACGGGCACCUGCUCCUGCCAGCCGGGAUUCACCGGGCAGCACUGCCAGCUCAGGUGCCCUGAGGGGAGCUUUGGCCCGGGCUGUGAGUCCAGCUGUCAGUGCCAGAACGGAGCUGCCUGCGACCACGUCAGCGGAGCCUGCACCUGCACAGCAGGCUGGACAGGAACCUUUUGUGAAAGAGCUUGUCCAGACGGAUUCUUUGGGAUUGACUGCCACCAGGUGUGCAAGUGCAAGAAUGCUGCUGGCUGUGACCACGUGCUGGGCUCGUGCCACUGCCUGCCGGGCUGGCUGGGGGAGAGCUGCGAGCUGCCCUGCCAGGGGAGCAGCUACGGGCCGGGCUGCAGGAGCACUUGUCACUGUCACAACGGAGCUCUCUGUCACCACGUCACCGGGGCGUGCCUUUGUAGCCCAGGCUGGAAAGGAGCAACCUGCCAAGAAGCCUGUCCCCACGGGUGGUACGGAGCAAACUGCCUGCAGCGCUGCCUCUGCCACGGCCAGGCCGCCUGUGACCCUGUGAGCGGCGAGUGCCAGUGUCCCCAGGGCUGGACGGGGACAGCCUGUGAGCUGGAGUGUGGGGACGGGCAGUUUGGAGAGGGCUGUGAGCAGAACUGCAGCUGCCACCACGGGGUGUGUGACCAGCCCUCAGGGAAGUGCCUCUGCCACGCUGGAUGGACCGGGGACCGCUGUGAUGUUGCCUGCCCCCCGGGAUUUUUCGGCAAGCGCUGCGAGGAGCGGUGUGACUGCGCCCACGGCCGGUCCUGCCACCCCCAGAGCGGAGCGUGUCACUGCGAGAGGGGCUGGCGAGGGAGGCACUGUGACAAACCCUGCCAGCCGGGCCGCCACGGCGCGGGGUGCGCGCGGCGGUGCCGCUGCCCCGCGGGAAGGCCCUGCCACCACCUGACGGGCGCCUGCCGAUGUCCCCCGGGAUUCGCCGGCCACGGCUGCCACAAGACUUGUCCAGUGGGCACGUAUGGGCAGGACUGUCACGGAGUGUGCCAGUGCUCUGAGAAUCAGGAAUGUCACCCUGUCACCGGCCACUGCUCCUGCAGCCCGGGCUACCAUGGGGCCCACUGCCACCUCCGGUGUCCAGAAGGUACUUAUGGUUCAAACUGCCAAAAUCCCUGUAAAUGCAUGAACGGAGGCCACUGUGACCCCGUGUCGGGAACUUGUGAUUGCGCUCCCGGAUUCAUCGGAGCCAACUGCAGCAAAACCUGCCCUGAGAGCCGGUAUGGGAAGGACUGUGCCCAGCUCUGUGCCUGUGGCAAAGGCCAGUGUGACCCACGGACUGGCGAGUGCACCUGUGCCCCCGGCCACACGGGCCCUGCCUGUCAGCAAGUGUGUCCCCAGGGACAAUAUGGCCCCAACUGCCACCUGACGUGUACCUGUCAGAACGGUGGCAUCUGUGACCACGUGGAUGGCAACUGCACCUGUGGGCUCGGCUGGACAGGAAGAUCCUGUGAGGAAGAGUGCCUCCCAGGAAAGUAUGGGGCUGGCUGCUCCUUGGACUGCCUGUGCCAGCACAAUGGCACCUGUGACAGGUUCACAGGCUGCUGCAGGUGCCCCGAGGGUUUCUACGGCCACUCCUGUGAGCACAGGUGCCCUCUGGGAUUUUAUGGGCUGGGCUGUCUUCAGGCCUGUGCCUGUAAAAAUGGAGCGAGCUGUGAUGCAGUGACAGGACAGUGCCUUUGUCCUUUGGGUUAUCAUGGUCUCCACUGUGAAAAAGGCUGUGCCAGGGGCUGGUUUGGCGAGGGGUGCCAGCAUCAGUGUGACUGUGGAGAUGCUCCUUGUGAUCCAGAGACUGGGAAGUGCCUUUGCCCACCUGGGAAGACUGGAGACAAGUGUGACAUUGGGUGCAGGCCAGACAGGUACGGCCCCGGCUGCUCCCUGCGGUGCCAGUGCGCCGGCAGAUCCCGCUGCAAUCCCCACAACGGGAACUGCGCCUGCCCGAGCUCCUGGAUGGGGCCAACCUGCAGAGAAGGUGGCCCUCCAAAGCUUCCUUUUUAUGAAGAACAAGCUCAAGAAAGAGGGAGUAUUUUUCCAAGAGCUCUACAACAGUAA